Messenger RNA from Dovyalis caffra, 1191 nucleotides. The record is from the annotation of a GenBank genome assembly. NCBI's taxonomy places the organism in Eukaryota, Viridiplantae, Streptophyta, Magnoliopsida, Malpighiales, Salicaceae.
AUGCUGAGGAGUAUUAAAUCAUCACAAAAUCAAAUAAUAAAUGCUAUUUGUUCUCUUUAUAAUAAAUGGGGAUGGGAUGAAGAUGGACCAUUGGAUACCCAUUACAAAAGAUCGAGACCGCCUUUCAACAACAAUUUCUCAAGAAACCCUUCUCGAAAACGCCCUGGGGAGCUUGAACAGCGCGUUUGCAAGUAUUGGAUGGUGAAUGGGGAAUGCCCAUAUGGUGAUUGCUGCAAGUUUUUGCAUUCUUGGUACCGUACCAGUAGUACCAGUGGUGAUGGUUGUUUUUUUAUGUUGGCAAGGCUUGACGGUCAUAAGAAGGUUGUUUGCGGUAUCGCUCUCCCUACUUGGUCCGACAAACUUUUUAAUUGGAGUAGAGAUGGCACUGUUAGAAUCUGGGACUGCCACUCUGGCAAGUGCAAUCGAGUCAUCAAUCUUGGUGCUGAAGUUGGAUGUCUUAGUAGUGAAGGCACUUGGGUAUUUAUUGGAUUGCCUAAUCUUGUCAAAGUUUGGAACUUGAAUCGAGAAAUUAUUAAUGACUUCUCUCUGGAAGGACCUGUUGGACAAGUCUAUGCUUUGGCUGUUCAUAAUGACUUACUUUUUGCCGGGGCAGCUAAUGGUGAUAUAUUGGUAUGGAAAGGGUGCUUUGAGGCCAAUCCAUUCAAAUUAGUGGCAACCAUCAAAGCACACAAACAGGCAGUUGUUUGUUUACGUGUUGACGCCGGAGCUUAUCGAUUGUAUUCAGGCUCCAUGGAUAACACAGUGAAUGCAUUGGAUCUUGAGACAUUCCAGUGCAAACAGACAAUGAAGGGGCACAAUGGUGUUGUGAUGUCGCUGUUUACCUGGCAGCACUUCUUGUUGACAUGCUCUUUGGACCAGACAAUGAAGGUGUGGGCUAUGAAAGAUGGAGGUUACUUGGAACUGGUGCAUACACAUGAGGAGAAGCACGGGAUCCUUGAUGUAUUUGGCAUGCAGGAUGCUCAAGGAAAGCCUGUUCUGUUCUGUUCCUGCAAUGACAAUUGCGUUCGUCUGUACGAGUUGGACUCUUUCGCUGAGAGAGGCAGGAUCCUUGCCAAGAAAGAGGUUCGGGAGAUUCAGAUAGGUCCUGGUGGCCUAUUUUUCACUGGCGAUGCAAUUGGCAUGGUAACUGUUUGGAAUUGGUUAGCAGAGAGAAGUCAAGAGGCUUCAUAA